This is a messenger RNA of Nasonia vitripennis (jewel wasp), 1136 nucleotides long. RefSeq lists its product as uncharacterized. The transcript is spliced from 2 exons. Bases 35 to 706 code for a protein of 223 amino acids. The record is from RefSeq and is a predicted model, not a curated record. NCBI's taxonomy places the organism in Eukaryota, Metazoa, Arthropoda, Insecta, Hymenoptera, Pteromalidae.
UUCAGAUAAAGCCUUCUAAAAAUUUGUAUUAACAAUGAGUGAAGAUGAACACAUCAGUAUGGUAAUAACGAAUGAUAGUAGUAUGAAUUCAGUGUCUGACGAUAAACAAAGACAAGUCAAAAGAUAUAAGCAUUACCUUGAUGCAGAUUUUAAGGGACAUGAAGUAUCCAUGCAAACUCGUCGAAAAUUAUUUAGACAAAGGUCAUCAAGUAUCACUAGUUCAUCGUCGGAGACUAUAGAUCAGAACGUAGAAGAUAGUGCAGCUAUAGAAGUUGCAAAAAAUAUUCAUGAUUCACCCGUUGAGAACAGAUUGAACAGAUUGAAUUCCUCUACUCAUAGUGAUGAAUUAGAUACGAAUAAUAUUGACAGAGAUUACACUAAUCAGAUAUAUGAAGAUAUGAAUGAAAGUAGUUAUUCGAUCGGUGAUAAUUUAAACGAUAAUAAUGAAAAUAAUAUACAAGAUGCUAUAAACGAUAAUGCAAGUAAAAACGAGACAGAAAAUCAAAACCUGAUUGAAAGCGAAAGCUGUGUAAGCGGAAAUGAGACUAAAAGUGAAAAUGAAAAUGAGAGUGAAAAUGAGAAUGAAGGUGUAAUGAAUGAUGAUGAUGGUAAUGAAAUGAAAUUUAUGCUGAUUAUUAUAGUGAUUCUAGUAAUUUUAUUGGUGCAGAUAGGUAUGAAGAUGAUGAUAGUUUUCUCCAUCGAUUAAUGUUUCCAUCCGCAAAUCUGAAAGUGCGUGAUAUAAUUAUGAUGACUUUUACACACACUUUACGAUUCCAUUUGUCUGAUGAAGCGCAUUUAGAACUUAUUAAAAUGUUCAAGCUGUGUGCUGGUAAAGACUUUAAAGAUCUUAAUCUUUCCAAACACAUGAUGUCAAAAUGUUUCUCCUCACAACAAGAAUAUGUCAAGUAUCAUUAUUAUUGUAAAGAAUGUUCCGAGUCAAUAGUAUACUCCGUAAGUGCAACAGAAACAGUUUUAACUCGAAGUGUUGUAUGCAAAAAGUGCGAACAAAGAAAUAUUAUAAAAGCUCUUUCUCCAAAUUAUUUUAUAUCUGUAAGUUUGAGGCACCAAAUGGAAGAAUUAUUAACAAAUGAAUUGAUUUUUAAUGAUAUUUUUAAAAAUGUUCGUUCUCGAUGCAA